Messenger RNA from Centrocercus urophasianus (Greater sage-grouse), 639 nucleotides. It is a transcript of the gene IL17C, whose product is annotated as interleukin 17C. The transcript has 2 exons. Gene Ontology annotation, biological process: inflammatory response. Lineage: Eukaryota; Metazoa; Chordata; Aves; Galliformes; Phasianidae. Gene Ontology annotation, cellular component: extracellular region. The record is from RefSeq and is a predicted model, not a curated record. The coding region runs from base 1 to 639 and encodes 212 amino acids. Gene Ontology annotation, molecular function: cytokine activity.
AUGCGUGUGCACACAUGCCAGCCGUGCAUCGAUGCGUGUAACACACACAGAGCUGAUCCCCUGCCCCCCACGCAGGGCUGGCUGGGAGCGCUGGCGCUGCUGAGCGCCGUGGUGCUGUGCUGCUGCCUGCGCCGUCCUGCCGUCCCCACGCAUCACCACCCCCACGUGCGCUGCUACGGCACGGCGGAGCUGCGGGAUGGAGAGGCCCCCGCACACCUCCUGGGCCGCAGCCUGCGCUGGGAGCAGCACGUGCCAGUGCAGUUGGUGCCCCAGAUCGAGGCCGCCCAACGGCGACGGAGACGCAGAGAGCAUUCCUGCCCCACGCUGCAGCUCCGUGCAGGGCUGCACAGUGAGCCCCACGAGAGAUCCAUCUCACCGUGGCGGUACCGCAUCGACGAGGACGAGGACCGCUACCCACGCAAGCUGGCCUUCGCCGAGUGCCUGUGCACCGGCUGCGUGGAUGUGAAGACAGGCAGGGAGACGACGGCGCUCAACUCGGUGCUCAUCCACCAGACCAUGAUGGUGCUGCGCCGCAAGCCCUGCCCGCGUCCCUCCAGCCCCGGCCUCAUCACCUUCGAGGUGGAUUACAUCCGUGUGCCUGUGGGCUGCACCUGCGUCCUGCCCCGCACCGGCCGCUGA